CGGCUGAAGUUUCUGAGCGACUCUCUUCUGUCCAGCUGCGGAGACCGAGCGGGUAAAACCGGCCGCGCGGAGAGCACGAGGAACCGGGCGCGAGGGGGCGUUUCUCCGGCGGACCGGACGGGAGGAAGCGGGGAAGUGGAGCGGACGGCGGUGAGCUGCGGGCGGGGACGGUGAACCGGAGCAAACACGGUCCCGCGAGCCCGGCACAGCCCGUGUCGUUACCCGGUGUCCGCACUCGGUCGACCGGCAACAAGCGAGCGUAGGCUCCGGUUACUGGAGCAGGUGCGCGGCGGAGCUCACGUUUCCUCACUGGAAAGGGCUGGAUACUGUUUCCUAUAGAGACAGGUACACUGGUGAACAUUGUUUUCUUUUUAUAUAUAAACAUAUAUUAUAUUUUUCCUUUAUAUUUAAUACACACCUGCUUAAAUUUCCCAUUGCUUGGAGUAACUUACUCAGACUUACUGAAACCCAGAACCAGUAAAGCUAUUCGCCUAAACAUUCCCAAGAAGUAAGUGGAAGUGGAUGUUUUCUAUCUUCUCAUUCUUCUAUUCUAUCCUGUGGAGUAUCUACCUGCUGCACACCUGUGGGUUAGGCUGCUAAUAGCCAAUUUAUUUGUACCUGUGGACUUGUGGACUUCCCUUUCCUUCCUGUCUCAUCCCACCUUGAAUCCUGGAAAGGAAAAGGUUAGAAAGAGAUGAUGAUACCUGCAGGAUUUUAGGAAUUCCAUCUCUUUAAGAAAUGGGAAUAGCUGAACUGCAACCUGUGCAGCAUCAGCAUCAUCACUAUUGUCUUAAUCUUGAGUGAGGUGGAACCAUCUGAAAAUAGAUAGAGAACGAGAAGGAGAAGAAGGAAGAAAAGGAGUGGCGUACCACAGGGCUCCGUGCUAGGGCAUCUUCAGGAGCUUGAAGUCUCUUCUUAUUUCUUUGUUUGUUGCGAAGACGGAUAAGCCAUAAACCAUGUCAAAGACACUGAAGAAGAAGAAACACUGGUCUAGUAAAGUGCAGGAGUGUGCCGUGUCCUGGGGUAACGGCGGAGAGCUGAGCACCGUGGUGGAGAUACGAGGUGGUGCCGAGCAUGGGGAGUUCCCGUACCUGGGCCAGGUGCUGUCCGAGGCCGUGGUGUGUCACGUGGGCAGGUUGCCCGGCCCUGGGGAUGUACUCUUGGAGGUGAACGGGACGCCCGUGAGUGGCCUUACCAACCGGGACACCCUGGCAGUGAUCCGGCACUUCCGGGAGCCAAUCCGCAUGAAGACAGUCAAGCCAGGUAAGGUGUUGAACACGGAUCUGCGUCACUACCUCAGCCUGCAGUUCCAGAAAGGAUCCCUGGACCAUAAACUCCAGCAAGUGAUUAGAGACAACCUGUACCUGCGCACCAUCCCCUGUACCACGAGACAGCCGCGGGAGGGGGAGGUUCCUGGAGUGGACUAUAACUUCAUCAGUGUGGGGGAGUUCCGCGUGCUGGAGGAGAGUGGGCUGCUUCUGGAGAGCGGAACCUACGAUGGUAAUUAUUACGGCACUCCUAAACCCCCGGCCGAGCCCAGCCCUGUCCAGCCUGACCUGGUGGAUCAGGUGCUGUUCGACGAGGAGUUCGACUCUGAAGUGCAGCGCAAGAGAACCACCUCCGUUAGUAAGAUGGAGAGGAAGGACAGCGCAGCACCUGAGGAGGAGGAAGAGGAGGAGCGGCCUGCGCUCGUUAACGGAGUCACAGAGCAUAAAGAGGGCGUGGAGUGGAGGAGGGCCGUGCCCAGCUACACUCAGGCCGGCAUGGCCAUGGACUUCCGUGCCUGGGGGACGCUGCCGAGGGACGAGAGCCAGGAGCCCCUGCCCAAGAACUGGGAGAUGGCCUACACAGAGACGGGCAUGGUCUACUUCAUAGAUCACAACACGAAAACUACGACCUGGCUGGAUCCGAGGAUGGCUAAGAAAGCUAAACCUCCGGAGAAAUGUGAGGAAGGAGAGCUGCCCUACGGCUGGGAGAAGAUUGAGGACCCGCAGUACGGCACCUACUUUGUGGACCACAUCAAUCAGAGGACCCAGUUUGAAAACCCUGUGCUGGAGGCCAAGAAGAAGACCUGCCAGGAUACUCCCACAGCCAGCAAACCAGGAGCAGUGGUGGCAGUGGCGGCAGCUGCAGGCUCAGAAGAGGCUGGAGUGAGGGGCUUCACGCGGGACCCGUCCCAGCUUCAGGGGGCGAUACUGCGCACCGCCCUGAGGAAGAGCCCCCAGGGCUUUGGCUUCACCAUCAUCGGCGGGGAUCGUCCGGAUGAGUUCCUGCAGGUGAAGAACGUGCUGCGGGACGGCCCGGCCGCACAGGACAACAAGAUCUCCUCCGGAGACGUGAUAGUGGACAUUAACGGCACGUGUGUUCUGGGGAAGACUCACGCAGACGUGGUGCAGAUGUUCCAGUCCAUCUCCAUUAAUCAGUACGUGGACAUGGUGCUGUGCCGCGGGUACCCGCUGCCGGAGGACGCCGGGACCAGCGAUGAUGGGACAGGUGAUGCUGUUCAGCCCCCGCAGCUGCAGGACGUCCAGCCCAGAGCUCCCGAGCUUGCGGCUUCACCGCAGGACCCGCUGUACCCCGUCAACGGGCGCUACCCGGCCGACGCCCCGGCCGAGUCCACCCUGCUGCAGCCGGAGCUGGUGAGCGUGCCGCUGGUGAAGGGGCCCGGGGGCUUCGGCUUCGCCAUCGCGGACUGUCCUCUGGGCCAGAAGGUGAAGAUGAUCCUGGAUGCGCAGUGGUGUCGUGGUCUGCUGAAGGGCGACGUCAUCAAAGAGAUCAACCGACAGAACGUCCAGACGCUGAGCCACGCCCAGGUGGUGGAUAUCCUCAAAGAUCUACCUGUCGGUGCGGAGGUCAAUGUGCUUGUGCUGAGAGGAGGUCAGACAUCUCCUGUGAAGUCUCUGAAACCUUGUGCCGCAGCCAUGCCCAUUACCCAGAAGCAUGAGAUCUCCACUAACACAGUGAGCUCAGAGAGCCCCAGUCAGCCUGAGCCCAUCCCCCAGUCGCUGCCCUUCCCUCCAAACAUGGUGCGCUCCAGCUCCCCCAAACUGGACCCGUCCGAGCUCUACCUCAAGUCCAAAGCCAUCCUGGACAGCAAGCCGAGCAACACAAAAGAGCUGGAUGUUUUCAUCAAGAGGAACCAGGAGUCGGGUUUUGGAUUCAGAGUGCUGGGUGGGGAAGGACCGGAUCAACCUGUGUAUAUCGGUGCUAUCGUUCCUCUGGGAGCGGCGGAGAAGGACGGGCGUUUGCGGGCGGGUGAUGAGCUCCUGUGUAUUGAUGGAAUUCCUGUAAAAGGAAAGUCCCACAAGCAGGUGCUGGAGCUGAUGACCAACGCUGCCCGCAACGGCCAGGUCAUGCUGACCGUACGCAGAAAACUCACCUACACAGAUGGAAAGGAAGAGGACAGUGGUCCCGCCCACAUCGCUCCUGCCCAGGUGAAUGGCUCCCCCAAACCACCGCACAUCGAGGUGCCCAGUCCGUCCCAGCCCGAGCCCUACGACAUCACCCUACAGCGCAAAGACAACGAAGGCUUCGGCUUCGUCAUCCUCACCUCAAAGAACAAACCGCCACCUGGAGUAAUCCCACACAAAAUCGGACGGAUCAUAGAGGGCAGUCCCACUGACCGCUGUGGGAAGCUCAAGGUGGGCGACCGCAUCUCAGCAGUGAAUGGUCAGUCCAUCGUGGAUCUGUCCCACAACGACAUAGUGCAGCUCAUCAAACAGGCCGGAAACACUGUCACGCUCACUGUGCUGCCUGAGGAAGAGCACAGCGGUCCUCCGUCAGGCACAAGCUCAGCCAAGCAGAGUCCGGCUUCUCAGCACAAAGCAGUGGGCCAGCAGGCUGCCAGCCGGGAUGACAGGAAUGGCCUGGAGACGGAGGAGCGUAAAGAGGGCGUCGCCUGGACCGAGUACAAGUCCCUCCCCAAGAGUGAGAUGGGUACCAUGAUCACGUCAGGUCCCAAACAGGGCUGUUUCCUGGUGGAGCUGGAGAGAGGAGCGCGGGGGUUCGGCUUCAGUCUGAGGGGAGGAAAGGAGUAUAAUAUGGGCCUGUUUAUACUGAGACUGGCUGAGGACGGCCCGGCACUGAAGGACGGCAGGAUACACGUGGGAGAUCAGAUAGUGGAGAUCAAUGGUGAGCCCACUCAGGGUAUCACACACACUCGGGCCAUCGAGCUGAUCCAGGCCGGAGGAACCAAAGUGCUGCUGCUGCUGCGGCCCGGCCAGGGCCAGAUCCCCGACCACAAUGUAAAGGAGAUGACGACGACAGGUCCACCUGCAAACAUCUUAAGAUACUCUGCACCUGAUGAGCCAUCAAUGCCAGCAUCUCUAUCCUCCCCCUCUCUCUCCCCUUCCGAGGGCACCUUCUCUACAUCCUGGAUCUCGGUCCCAGACGAGCACCUCGCCCCGGCCUCUGCUUCCUCCCGUGGGCAACAUCCCUUCCCCAGAGAUCCCAGAUCUCAACCUAAGAAAAGUGACUCUACUGUGUCUCAGAGCGAGCAGAGGGCGGAUCCCUCUCGCACGGAGCGGCGAGAGCGUUCACGCAGCCCUAAGAAAACCAGCAAGCAACCCUACGGAUCAGUAAAGGACGGCAAGAACGGCCAUGCCAGCACUCAGAGCCUGGACGUGUACGCAGAGAGGAAACCACAGGCGAGGAAGGAGAGAGAGAGUCGCUCAUCCAGCCCUAGGAAGAGCCCCAGGAAGGAGCAGGAGCCCGGGGCCCGGCACUAUGAUGGACAAAGGCACAACGCUGGCUCUGGAGGGGCUCAGGAACGAAGAUACGAGGAGGACGUGGAGCUGCGACAGGACAGGGAGACUGGAGAGACCAGGCCGGAGAGCACCAAGGCGACCAUUGACCGACGACGCAGGGAGAAGGGGGCCGAGAGAGAUCUGGCACCUCAAAGGUCUCAUUCCCAGACCCAGAAAGAGAAGGCUUUACCAGAGCCGCAGGCUGGAACCCUAAACCGAAAGAUGGAGGAGAGCAAGAGGGAGAUGAGGGGAUCCAGCAGUGGCCUACAGCAAGAGACCUCCUGGAAUGGAAACCCAAGCGCCAAGAAAGCUCCAAUAACUCCUGGUCCAUGGAAAGUCCCGAGUUCUGCUAAGAUCCAGUCUCAGGUAGAGGGGGUCUGAUCGUCUGAUCUGAUGGGAAUCCGUCCCUGUGCUCUGUGAUGACGUGGAAUGAUGGGACAUCAGAAUUGCCGUGGCGUCCGCGGUCAACCGAUGGUUUCUCUGAAUCACUGUGUAUUCGAUGCAUAUUUGCAUAUUUUUUUACUACAUGACUUCAGCAUCCUAUUAUCUUCACUCUGACUCUGAGACGAUGCAUUGGUGCGUCCUCGUGUCCAGGAUGAUGCAUUCGUCCCGUCAUCGGUAAGACCAUCAUCGUCGUCUCAGUCUUGUAUCGUGCCAAUCAGAGACUCCUGCUUGAAAGACUCGACGUGAAUCCCAGUGCUCCUGUGAAACCCUGCGAGGUGUGAAGAAGUGUGAAUGCUGAAUCUCAGUUUUCCGGAAACGUGAAGGAAUGUUACUUUUUUGUUUUUCUUUCUUUCAUUUGUCUUUGUUUUGUCGUUGCUCUUAUUUCAGGCGUGCUUACAGUUCUUGACUUGCUUUAGCUGGCCUGAUUUGAAGGAGUUUGGGUCCUUGAUGGUCUGAACUCUGGAAUUGCAUCAGUGCAGUUCGAUCCUGCAUUUGUCCUUGCAAGGAUGUUGGUCCAACCAAGCCAACCGAGGGAUGCUUACGUUACGUGGUUGACCAUGAAUGAAUGAUGACAUUAAUUAGCACCACUAGCCUUGAGGCCUUGAAGUCUUUCAGGCAUAUUGUAAUUGUUUGGAGAUGCAGAGAGAGCAGGUGAUCAGAUCCAGAUUAAGUCUUUCAGCUGUUUUCACACUGAACUGAAUGUGAUAUGCAUUGCACAUGCAUUGCUCGCUGCUCACUUACGUGCACGACUACAACUUUGUAAGUGCAAAAGCGAGACAUGCUCUAAUGCUAAAUGGAGACUCCAGGUUAGCGUACAAGUUUAUUGUAGAUGCUAACAUUUCUUAGCUUAGCAUUUACCGUAUUUUACAUAUUAUAAGGCACACGAACAACAUCUAUUUUUUUCAUACAUAAGGCACACCGGAUUAUGAGAAGCAUUUUAAGCGAAAAUAGUACAGAACAGGGGUGUCGCCAUGUUUCCCAGAUCUGGGGGCGCCUAAGUAAACAAAACUGUAAUUCUUAAAAAAAGCUUUUUCUUUUAAAGUCGAACAAACGCUGAAUAUUAAUCUACACAGAUUUCUCUCCUGAAAAUUCUCCAGAUUUCGCUUCCAUUUAUUUACAAUAAGCUUAGAUUUCCAGUAUUUUAGCGUUAGUAAAAGCUGUUGACAUCACUACACUGAGAAAACCUGAGCGUUCCAGUAACCCAAGAAAAAAAAGCUAGCAGUUUGCCCCACGUAGCUUGGUUAAACAUGGUAAACACGCAGACUACAGUCUGAUAUACUCACCUCUGAAUGGCGAAAGAGCUAGCGCUGCGGUUAGCGGCUAAUGCUAAUACUGCUCCAGUCUUGGUGCUGGAGAAACUUUACUCAAACUCCUGUAUAACACUGUACUCCAGUGGAGUUUCUUUACUGCUCUGUAAUACCUGACUGGUAAAAUUCAUAAUAUAAGGAGCACCGGAUUAUAAGACGCCCACUCGAUUUUUACAUUUUUAGGAAAAUUAAAGGAUUUUAAGUGCACCUUAUAGUCCGAAAAUUGCAGUAAACGCUGGAAACCGCAUACAUGUUGGAGGAUGAGAAACAUAACUGCUCUCUGAUUGGCUACACCGAAACUUGACUUAAGCUCAGUGUGAGAACAUUAGAGCUUUAUAUGACCCUGUGCAUCUUCCAUAGCACACUGUGUUUACCGCUGUGCAAAAUCUGCAUCAGAAAAUCAGCAUUUCAGAGUUCAGUGUGAAAACAGCUUUAGCCUAGCGUCUCUGUGAUCAUUUAUCAUUAGAUUUGCAAUUAAGACCAGGAUUAAAACAUUAACCAUGGUUUUGUUGGAAAAUCUGCUCCUGGUGUUCAGGCUGGACUUUAGUUAGCAGCUUUGCGACGUAUUUUUAGUUUAUUUUUUUAAAAGAUCAGUCUUUAAAAAGGACCAGACACUGUAUUGUUUACUACAUGCGUGUUUAUGAAGAAGCCUCUGUUAUUUAUUGCGAUGAAAAAGAAUUAUAUAGCUAUUUGCAAUCAUAAAUAUAUAUAAACGCUGUGCUCUGACUUGGAUUUAAGAGCUUGCUUCAUCUUUUUAGCGCAGCGGCUUUAGAAUCGCUCACUCUGCGCACUACACGCUUAAGGGUAUGUCUUUUUUUUACGUUUUAUGCUGUAGCUUUCACAAUUACACUGUUAUACAGAGAGGUGGGUUGAUAUAUUUGGAUUUUUAAUAUUAAUAAAACAUGAAAUGAAGGUAAAAGGUAUUGGGAGUAAAUCAAAUCAUAUUUUUUCAUACAGUUUUACAUAUAUAUUUUUUGUCCUGUUUUUUUUUAUUAUUAUUAUAUCUGUCACAACACUUACCGAACAACUUUUUUGUGUGUUGUUUUUUUGUUUUUUUUUAUAAUGCAUUGCUGACCUGAUCCUAAAACUUCUUGGGGAAAACCAGGACCAGUGAAGAUAUUGUAAUAUUGUUAUAUAGAUUUAAAACUCAAUGAAAAUGCAAUGAAUGGUAAUAUUUUGACCUAAGCUCAUGUAGCUCCUCAGAUGUAGCCCAUUUGACUGUGUGUCUGUGUGGACUAUGUGGACAGCACCCCCCAUAUAUAUAUGUGUGUGUGUGUGUGUUUGUGUGAAAAAUGGCCAUGUACAUAUAAUUGGCAUUCUGUCACAAACAUAUCAAAAUGUAUUAAAAACAGUUGCUUUAUUUCUGUAUGUUUAAAUAUCAGUGUAAUUGUCAGUACAUGUCAUUAUUGCUUUUUAUUACCUUUUUUUUGUUUGUUUUAAUUUUUUUGAGAAGGGGGUCCAAACAAGUGGCAGCUUUGAUGUUUUUGAUGAGUUAGUGAGUUUGUUUUAAUCAUUUCUACACUUUGCUUUUAGUUGCACACCACUCUCUUUCUCUCUCUCUCUCUCUUUUUUUUUUUCUUUUUCUUUUUUUCUUGACACAAUAAAUGAGAAAAACGUAUACUCUUACUUUUUUAACAGGUGCUACAAAGGGUUCUUUGAGUGAUGCUUAAUAAGAACCACCUUUGGUUCCGGUAAACAUUUGUCUUAAAUGGGCACUAAACCCCCUAAUUUUUGCUCAAAUUUAAAAAAGUAGUAGGUAGUUUGUGAGGGGCCCUGAGUGAUGUAUGGGUUUAGAAGUAGGGCAGAAAGGAGAGCUGAUUGGCUGAGCUAUAGCACAGUUAAACCUGAGAGGAGCUGCAGAGGCAGAAAAUUACCACAAUAAAAUCGUUUUUAAAGGUUAGGAAAUAUUUCUUAAAAUUUUAAGCACGACUGAACACAUUUUAGCUGUUAACUGUUAAAGGAAAAAAUAUGGUUUCGGGUUCAGUGGCUCUCUAAAAAAGACAUUAAAGAUAUUUAAUUAAGCUGGUAAUACAUAUGUACAUAUGUCUGAUUGGACGCUGCCUAACACUACACGCCUUCUAAAUAACAUCCUACUCAAAUACAUGCAGGCCUGGGCCAGUGAUUUUAAAUGUGUGGGCUGUGGCUCCCCCAGUGGGCUGCAGGGGUACUGCUAAGGGGACAUUAGCCAAAAACACAAUGAUUUCAGCAAAUAUAUUAGUGCAUCUAAAAUUUGAAUAUCAUUGAAAAGUUACUUUAUUUCAGUAUUUCAGUAUUUUAGAGAGUUAUAUAUCAAGUAAAAAAAAUAAGUGCAUUGUUUCAUGCUUCCCUCUGCUGACAACUUUUCUGAAGAUGCUGAUUUCAUUUUCCAGCAGGAUUUGGCACACUGCCCACACUACUAAAAGUACCAGUCGGACCUAUAUAAUAUUCUAAUUUUCUGAAACACUGAUUAAAUGUGUUUAAUACAUCUAUAUAAUACAUACGUUUCACAUGUUAAACUGAAUUACUGAACUAUAGUACAUUUUCAACGAUAUUCAAUGAUAAUUCUAAUGAUAUCAUAUAGUACUAUGAAGAUUAUUUGCAUAAAUUAACAUUACACAUACAUAAAGCUUGUUGAUUGGUCAGGCACAGCAGAGUCUCAUGACUGACAAAGAUAAUAAUUGAAUGUAGGACAUAUUAUUGUAUUGGAAUUUUAAAUUUAACCAUCACAGCUAAAUUACGAGUGUCUCAGUUGUUGUAUUCUACUCUGGGCUUGGCACACGAUUACUGCUAAAUGCAGUUUUUUUAUUGGUGAAGCAGAAAAACACUCAAGAAAUGAGUAUACAUGCUUCUUUCACUUUCACUGACUUUUAUUUUAGUGUGCUUUAGUGGUGACUUAA
This is a messenger RNA of Astyanax mexicanus (Mexican tetra), 9372 nucleotides long. RefSeq names its product membrane associated guanylate kinase, WW and PDZ domain containing 3a (gene magi3a). The coding region runs from base 957 to 5126 and encodes 1389 amino acids. NCBI's taxonomy places the organism in Eukaryota, Metazoa, Chordata, Actinopteri, Characiformes, Acestrorhamphidae. Gene Ontology annotation, molecular function: protein binding. The transcript has 21 exons. The record is from RefSeq and is a predicted model, not a curated record. Gene Ontology annotation, biological process: signal transduction. Gene Ontology annotation, cellular component: cytoplasm.